Choloepus didactylus (southern two-toed sloth) is the source of this 2657-nucleotide messenger RNA. RefSeq names its product intercellular adhesion molecule 5. Gene Ontology annotation, biological process: cell-cell adhesion. Gene Ontology annotation, molecular function: integrin binding. Gene Ontology annotation, cellular component: membrane. The coding region runs from base 1 to 1644 and encodes 547 amino acids. NCBI's taxonomy places the organism in Eukaryota, Metazoa, Chordata, Mammalia, Pilosa, Megalonychidae. The record is from RefSeq and is a predicted model, not a curated record. The transcript is spliced from 7 exons.
AUGGAAGUGCUUCUGUUUCGUGCCUGGGCCCUGCUGGCCUUGAUCUCUUGCCCAGGGACCACAGAAGAGCUAUUUGAAGUUACAGUUUGGCCUGAUCAGGCUCUGGUGGAGUUUGGACAGUCUCUAAUAGUCAACUGCAGCACCACCUGUCCAGACCCAGGACCCAGUGGAAUUGAGACCUUCUUAAAGAAAACGCAGGUGGACAAAGGACCUCAGUGGAAGAAGUUUCUCCUGGAGGAUAUCACUGAGAAUUCCGUCCUGCAGUGCUUCUUCUCUUGUGCAGGGAUCCAAAAGGACAAGAGCCUUGGCAUCACCAUAUAUCAGCCACCAGAGCAGGUGACCCUGGAGCUGCAGCCUGCCUGGGUGGCCGUCGAUGAUGCCUUUACAGUGAAGUGCCAUGUGGCCAGUGUAGCACCUCUGGAGAACCUCACACUUACAGUUCUCCAGGGUAGACAAGAACUACAUAGAAAGAACUUUGUGAGCUUGGCUAUGGCCUCCCAAGGAGCUGAGGUCACCAUCAGUGUCAGAGCCCAAAGGGAGGAUGACAGGUGCAAUUUCUCCUGCCAUGCAAAACUGGACCUGAGUUCGCAAGGCGGAGGGCUUUUCCAUAGCACUUCAGUCAGCAAGGUUCUCCGGAUCUUUGAAUUCUCUCAGAGCCCCCAGAUCUGGGUCUCUCCACUUCUGGAGGUUGGGAUGGCAGAGACUGUGAGCUGUGAGAUGGCUAGGGUGUUUCCAGCCAAAGAGGUAAUGUUCCACAUGUUCCUGGGAGACCAGGAGCUGAGCCCCUUCCUCUCCUGGGAGGGGGACACAGCUUGGGCCAAUGCCACUGUUCGGGCCAUGGAGACUGGUGAUCAAGAGCUGUCCUGCCUUGCAUCUCUGGGUCCAAUGGAACAGAAAACAAGAGAACCAGUGCAUGUGUAUAGCUUCCCUCCCCCAGUCCUGGAGAUAGAAGAAUUAUACCCCUUGGCAGGGACAGACAUAAAUGUGACCUGUUCAGGGCAUAUAUUAACAUCACCCAGCUCUACUCUUCGACUUCAGGGAGCUCCAGACCCCCCUGCCCCUGGGGAGCCUGCCUGGCUUUUACUUACUGCCAGGGAGGAAGAUGAUGGCCGAAACUUCUCCUGUGAAGCCUCCUUGGAGGUUCAGGGUCAGCAGUUAAUCAAAACCACUACUGUCCAGCUCCAUGUCUUCUACAAACCACGCUUAGAGGAAUCUGGUUGCCCUAGCAACCAGACAUGGGUGGAAGGGAUGGAGCAGAUGCUUGCCUGUGUCCCAAAGGGAAACCCGGCUCCAGCCUUGGUAUGUACCUGGAAUGGAGUGAUCUUUGACCUUGCAGUGCCACAGAAGGCAACCCAAAACCACACUGGAAUCUACUUCUGCACGGCCACUAACCAGCUGGGCGCAGUCAGCAAAGACAUUGCUGUCGUUGUUCAAGGACUGGAUGAAGGAAACAGCCCUACAAUCUUUGUUGUUAUCAUUAUCGCCCUUGGAGUGGGUAUAAUCAUCAUAGCUCUCUAUUUGCACUAUCGGCCCUGCAAAAUAGAGAGGAGAAAAUUGCCCUAUAGACAGAAAGAGAAGAACAAAGAGGAAGAAAGCCAGCUUGCUGUUCAACAAGUGGAAAAGUGCAACUCACAUAAUUGUUAACUAGAAGCAGUUAUUUGGUUGAAUGAGACUUCUGAGGGAAAAGAGAGUAGAGAAGUAAGAAAGAAACCAAAAGUGAGGCUACAUUACCCUUUGUAAAACAGUGUUUCUGUCCCCCAUGUCCCUUGUAUCCAAACCACCCACAAGCUUGUCUCAAUGUUUAACUAGUGAGAGGGCCUCUUGCUCCUUGCUACGUGCUCAGUAAGUCCACUCUUAGUUUCAAAAAAGAUCCUGCCCUUAUCUCAUGAUCCCCACUCCCAGUGGCCUUUGCUACCCAACACAGCAGAUUGCCUCUAGACAUCAGCCUACAAUGAUAAUCAAAAAUAUCUUAGAAAUGUAACUUAUUUCUCAUUGUCUCCUUAUGACUAAGUGGGAGCUAAUUUCUUGGUCCAGGGACAGGACUUUUAAGGGAAUGAGCACCAAACACACACAUUCCUCUGCUCUCUCACCUGGGGUUCUGGAAUGCCAGUUCCCAGAACUGAGCUUGAUGACAUCAUUAAGGAGUCCUGGAUGUAGCUUUGGCAAAAGAGUCAAUGACUAGUUGAACUCAGGAAUGAUCUGUUGUGGGCCUUGGAGGAGUACAAAAAUGAUAAGAAAUUCCACACUGUGUCAAACAAGCAGCUUACUUAGCCUAGUGUUCUGGCUUUCAAGUGGAAGGUAGAGUUCUUCCAUGAAAUUGGCCUCGUGGGUUAAGUGCUCCAAACAUCUUUGAAUUCCUCUUAAUAAUCCAUUAGAGAGUAAUCAUCCGUGAGUUCACAUUCAACUUAAUGUUUUUAUCUUUACAGGCUCUUAGGGUAGUUCCCUUUCCAUAAAGAAGUACGUAUUUUUAAUCUGUCUCCGAACUAUUUCUCUUAAACUUCAAGAGGAAUCCCUUUGUGACAAUGUUCACCAAAUGAUUUUAUGAUUCACUUCCUCCUCUGUUCUUUGGAAAGAAUGUAUUCAUCUCCAGAGAAGACAUGAGGAAUCAUAAAACCAGACCUUUUCUCCCAAAGCAGUCAUGUGUGGGUCACUGAAAU